This is a messenger RNA of Triticum turgidum subsp. durum (durum wheat), 1119 nucleotides long. NCBI's taxonomy places the organism in Eukaryota, Viridiplantae, Streptophyta, Magnoliopsida, Poales, Poaceae. The record is from the annotation of a GenBank genome assembly.
AUGGGGCUGCGCACCUGCUCCUCCAUGGAAGGUGAGCUCCUUGUCGCCUCGCCUUUCUUCGAGUGGCUCAAGCCGCCGGGUUCGCCGUCCUCCUCGAGAUCGUCGUCGACUUUCUCCUCCUCAUCAUCGUCCAUGGCGUCUGGACCACAUGCGGAGGACGGAGGUGCCGCUCAGGUAGAUGGCAGCAGCGUCGCAUGUUUGCCGCUGCUCCGCAUGCUCGAGGAGGGGAAGGGGGCUGGUGGUGACCAUGAUCACCCUGCACCUGGAGUCAAGGAAGAGAUCAUGGGCAGCGGCGCGGCCGGGGUGCUCGGGCCUGGCGUGGAUCUGAAUAUCGGCUUGCCGGUUGGUGGAUCUUGCGAUGAUGACAUCAUGGAAGAGGAGGGCCAGGAGGAAGAUGAUGACCACGACUGUGACGAAGAGGAGGAGGAGGAGAUAGAUGAGUUGAAACCUGAGCAUGGAGGUUGCAAGGUGGAGGCAGAGGAGAAAGACGAGCACGGCGAGCCAAUGGUCUCGGCAGGAAGAUCAAACAGCGUCAGCAUGCCGGAAUUCGGCAUGGUCGGAGCAGAGGGCGGCGUGCCCAUGGGCUGCGAAUAUUGGAUCCCGACGCCGGCGCAGAUCCUCGUCGGCCCGGUGCAGUUUGUCUGCCACGUCUGUAACAAGAGCUUCAACAGAUAUAAUAACAUGCAGAUGCACAUGUGGGGCCACGGGCGCGAGUACCGCAAGGGCCCGGAGUCGCUCAAGGGCACGCAGACGCUGGCGCUGCUGAAGCUGCCGUGCUACUGCUGCGCCGCCGGGUGCCGGAACAGCGUGGCCCACCCGCGCGCGCGGCCGCUCAAGGACUUCCGCACCCUGCAGACGCACUACAAGCGCAAGCACGGCGCCAGGCCCUUCCGCUGCCGCCGCUGCGCCAAGCCCUUCGCCGUCAAGGGCGACUGGCGCACGCACGAGAAGAACUGCGGCAAGCGCUGGUUCUGCGCCUGCGGCUCCGACUUCAAGCACAAGCGCUCCCUCAACGACCACGUCCGCUCCUUCGGCGGCGACCACCUCCCCGUCGCCCUCGACGGCGCCACCGCCCCCGCCCCCGCCGAGGACCGCCGCAUCAUACGCUUCCAACGGUGA